AUGGGGCCUGGAAAGGGUUGCUCUCGAUCACUUCAGUUGAUUUGCGAGUUUGGCUUCGACGGGCCGUAUAAUGAGUCUUUAAAAGCUCAAGCUGACGUCCGACCCGCUCCAAGACCAAACAAACCGAAACCACCGACAAAGCCCCGCUUGUAUCCGGUGGUUCGAGCAAUGUACGACUACGAUGCUCAAGAUACGGACGAGUUGUCAUUUUCAGUCAAUGACGAAAUCGAAGUCAUGCAAAAACGUAAGUUCAGUUCAUGUCCAGAUAACUCUAGCCGUAGCUUCCCACAUUCUUUCCCGUCCUACUAG
Messenger RNA from Haemonchus placei, 309 nucleotides. NCBI's taxonomy places the organism in Eukaryota, Metazoa, Nematoda, Chromadorea, Rhabditida, Trichostrongylidae. The record is from the annotation of a GenBank genome assembly.